AUGAAGAAGCAUGGAAGUAGAAUCCCUAAUUCCACUGAAACUUACGAGGAGAGUGAGACUGAUGAGUCACUAUCUUAUUCUAGUUCAUCAGAAGAUGAUGAAGAGGAAGAGAUAGAGAAGGUGCUUGCUGAUGUAACUUUUGAGGAGUUGCAGAAAGCUCGAUCAAAUGGGGCACAUGCGGUUUUUAAGAAACGCGGAGAAGACAAGAAGUUAAAAAGGGCAAAUAAGAAUAGGCCAAUGGAAGCUAGUAGCAAAAAGCCAGUUCCUGCCUUUAGAGAUGUCAUCCAAGCCCCUAAGAAGGUUGUACGCGACCCACGAUUUGAAUCUCUUUGUGGUACACUUGAUCCUGAUGGGUUUAGAAAGAGAUAUAAUUUCUUAUAUGAAAAGGAUCUUCCUGCGGAAAAACAGGCUCUUAAAAGGGAAAUGAAAAAACUCAAAGAUCCUGAGCGGAAAAGUGAAAUAGUAGAACGCAUAUCAUGGGUUGAUAAACAGUUGAAAUCUGAUUCAACAAGAAAUGUUGAGACAAGUAUUUUAGCUAAACACAAGAAGAAAGAAAGAGAAGCCGCAAAGCAGGGAAAACGACCUUUCUAUCUCAAGAAAUCUGAAAUCCGAAAACAAAGGCUUAUUGAAAAAUAUGAGGAUCUCAAGACGUCUGGAAAACUUGAUUCAUAUAUUGAGAAAAAGAGGAAGAGGAAUGCUGCCAAGGACCAUAAACUCAUGCCAUAUCGUAGAUCUGGUGACAACGCAGAGUAA
Molecule: messenger RNA, 753 nt
Organism: Lathyrus sativus (Indian pea)
Lineage: Eukaryota; Viridiplantae; Streptophyta; Magnoliopsida; Fabales; Fabaceae
Source: the annotation of a GenBank genome assembly